Messenger RNA from Knipowitschia caucasica, 1398 nucleotides. Lineage: Eukaryota; Metazoa; Chordata; Actinopteri; Gobiiformes; Gobiidae. The record is from the annotation of a GenBank genome assembly.
AUGGCUGCUGCAGCUCUUGGGGGCGCUCUGGACUUGGGCCUGUGGGCCACACUUCUCCUCAUCACUUUCCUCCCUCAAGCCAGGGCUGUGGUCGGACACAAAGAGCCAAUACCGGAUGACAGCAAAGACAACAUCACCAUUUUCACUCGCAUUCUCGACAGGCUGUUGGAUGGAUAUGACAACAGACUACGUCCCGGACUUGGAGAGACGGUGACGGAAGUGAGAACAAACAUCUAUGUGACGAGCUUCGGCCCAGUGUCGGAUACAGACAUGGAGUAUACCAUUGAUGUGUUCUUUCGACAAAGCUGGAGAGACGAGAGACUGAAGUUUGAUGGACCCAUGCAGAUUCUGCCACUAAAUAACCUGCUGGCCAGUAAGAUCUGGACCCCCGACACGUUCUUUCACAACGGCAAGAAAUCUGUAGCCCACAACAUGACCACUCCCAACAAAUUGCUCCGGCUAGUGGACAAUGGCACACUUCUCUACACAAUGAGACUGACCAUUCAUGCAGAGUGCCCCAUGCACCUAGAGGAUUUCCCAAUGGAUGCCCACGCCUGUCCCCUGAAAUUUGGGAGUUACGCCUAUACAAACAAUGAGGUGAUUUAUCAUUGGACUCAGGGGGAUGAGAGGUCGCUGGCGGUGGCAGAGGAUGGCUCUCGACUAAACCAGUACGAUUUACUGGGACAUGUCAUUGGCAAAGAGACCAUCAGCUCCAGCACAGGCGAAUAUGUAGUGAUGACAGCAUAUUUCCAUUUGAAAAGGAAAAUUGGCUAUUUUGUGAUUCAGACGUACCUGCCGUGCAUCAUGACUGUCAUACUGUCUCAGGUCUCCUUCUGGCUAAACAGGGAGUCAGUUCCUGCACGGACUGUAUUUGGGGUCACGACUGUCCUAACCAUGACCACCCUGAGCAUCAGUGCUAGAAACUCCCUCCCUAAAGUGGCCUAUGCCACGGCCAUGGACUGGUUCAUGGCUGUGUGCUAUGCCUUUGUCUUCUCUGCAUUGAUUGAGUUUGCAACAGUCAACUACUUCACCAAACGCAGCUGGGCAUGGGAUGGGAAAAGAGAGGGCAUGGAAAUAAGGAGGAGAGAAUCGACUGUUUUGACCAAAAAAGCAAACAACACCUUCAACAUUGUCGGAACAACCUACGCGCUCAAAGACCAGGGUUUGACGACCAUUUCCAAGAGUGCACCUGCAGCAGCAUCAGUCAAACAUACCAUGAGAGGCAUGGAUGACAUUUACACAGAGGCAAAGAAGUCCUACAACCGCGUCAGCAUAGUGGACAAAAUCUCACGCAUCAUUUUCCCGGUUCUCUUCUUUGUCUUCAAUCUAGGCUACUGGGCCACAUACGUCAACAGAAAACCAGCUAUUAUGAAGGCUAACAACCCAAAUGGAAUCUGA